AUUUAAAUGUGUGUUUCUCUUGAACUUGGCCUACAGAAGCUUGUAGCUUUUUCAAUCCAACUUUACCUUUUCUCGAUUUUGUUUUUUGGUGAUGCCUCCUACAGUUGUUCAAGAGUCAGCUGCUGCUAUUGGUGGCACCGACGCCGCUGACGCAUGGCGCGGGUUUUCACCCGUGCAAACAAACUACAUCCCUGCCGAUUUUCCUGACAAGAUUGUCGGUCCCAGCGCAUGGGAUGGAAAAGAGCUGGAGCAACACCCCGAGAAAUGGAUCUAUCACGUAACAGCCCAAGAUAUCGCUGAAAUUGAUCAUGCUGUCAAGCAUUUUAUUGGAUUGGAUAUCCCUUUGGGAGACAUCACCGUGGACACUUUCCCACUCGCCAGCUUUAGAGACGUGAUUCAAAAGCAAAAAGAAAACCUUUUUGAUGGCCUUGGGUUCGGCUUGAUCCGUGGAUUUCCUAUUCAAAAUUACAACCGUAAAGAACAAGCGGCCAUUUUCAUGGGAAUUGGCGCUUACAUUGGUAGCCGUAAAGCUCAAAAUGCCAAAGGCCAUGUUCUUGGUCACGUAAAGGAUUUGACGAUUGGUUCGACGACCAAAUCCGUUUACGAUGCUGAAGAUCCAACCACGCGUAUCUAUGCCACUCGAAAAGCGCAACCUUUCCACGUCGAUGGCACGGAUGUAGUUGCUUUGUUAUGUUUGCAAGAUGGGCACGAAGGCGGUUUGAGUUCGGUGAUCUCUUCCCACACAGUGUAUAAUCGUCUAAGGGAGGAACGUCCUGAUAUCGUCGAAUUGAUGAAGAAGCCUUGGCUCUGGGAUAGAAAAGGCGAGCAUAAGCCGAACGAGCCACCCUACCUUGAGGCUUCGCCUUUAACGUACUACAAGAACCGGCUAUUUACGUUUUGGGGUCCUCAUUUCUUUGAAACCAUGACGCGGUUCCCCGAGAUCAAAGUGGAGCCGGAGAAAUUCGAGGCCAUGAAGUACAUCCAGGAACUCUGUGAACGUGAAUGUCUGAGCAUGAAUUUGCAAGUGGGGGAUAUCCAGUUUGUGCAAAAUUAUCAGAUUCUGCAUGCUCGCACCGCGUACCAGGAUCGACCCGAUAAAACACGCCACUUACUGCGACUGUGGUUGCUGGUCAAUGCCAAAGAAGUUGGCUGGGAAAUUCCCUUUGUCAAAGGCGAUUACAACUAUGAAUUUACAGGCAAACAUACAGUGCCCUUGGAGGCCGAGUAAAAACUAUUUAUCCAUAUACCGAACAUUGAUGUAUUUCACCUCCCCCCCCCUCCUCUCUCCGUCAUUGACCUUUCUGUCUUUUUUUUUUCUUCUUUGCCUUCACACAUGGUCACAUUUUUAAAAUUCCUCCAUCCAGUCAUUUCUCCAUGAUUUAUACAUAUGUAACAUUGAUAAAAUUAUUUCUGAAUAAACAACUACAACCCGAGCUACGGAUUCAAAAAUGUCCCCCUGCGAUCGCCGUUUACCAACUGGUA
Radiomyces spectabilis is the source of this 1482-nucleotide messenger RNA. RefSeq lists its product as uncharacterized. Lineage: Eukaryota; Fungi; Mucoromycota; Mucoromycetes; Mucorales; Radiomycetaceae. The record is from RefSeq and is a predicted model, not a curated record. Gene Ontology annotation, molecular function: oxidoreductase activity. The coding region runs from base 92 to 1228 and encodes 378 amino acids. The transcript has 3 exons.